AUGAAAUUAAGAGGAGGAGGAUGUGGAUCUUCAAAAAUUAUAAAUCCUACAAAAAUAUAAGUCUAAAAUACAAAAACAACACCAGGAUUGACAUCUUAAAUAAAGUUUCAUUGUGAUAGAAUCUCAAGAUCAUCAGUGACAGUUUUAGAUUAAGAAAACAAUCUAAUGAAUAGUUUUCAAUUCUUUUAAUUGAAUCAAAGAUAAAUAUGGAGUUUAGUAUGUAAUAUUGAAUUAAACUAAUAAUCAUUUGAACUUGUUUCAUAGAGUUUAGAUACACUAAUAUAAACAUUGUAAAAUAUUGUAAAAUAAAAUGUCGGAUAUUCUUUAUAUGUUUUUUAGAUCAUGACAUAAUUAUCUUGGAUAUUGUUUUCAUUUUAUAUUAGUAAUUCAGAAAGAUAUUUAGACAUUAAUAAAUAAUAAGUAAUGUUAAGAGAAAUGGCCUUAAUAAGAGAAUAAUUAAAAAUUGAAACAAGAAAUGACAAAUUAUUUAAUAAUUUAUACUUUGAAUUCUUUAUUAUUAAAUCUAUAAUUACAAUUCAACCUACAAAUUCAAAGGAAGCUGAGGAAAUAUUAAUAUAAUUUUUAGGUGGAGCACUUAAAUCAUUAGUCACAUUUACAAUUAAUGAUGAUCUAAUAUAAAGUCUUAAAAAGAGUGCUAUUUACAUUUAUUAAGAAGGAGUUAAAUAUAGUAGAAAGAGAAAAUUAGAAAUCAUAUUUUCACUUUAGUAAUUAAAAUUUUAUAUCAUGGAUGAAUUAGAGAAUGGAAAAGAUGCUAAACAAUUAGCAACCAUUCUAAGUAAAAUGUAUUGUGAAAUCAUUCGAGAAUCCACUGAUUGGGAAAUUUGGUGCAGUUGGAUUUAGAUAUUAUCUUCUUUAUUUCAAUUCAAAUUAACUGUUGAAGAAUUGAAAAUUGAAUCUUAACUUACUUAAUAUUUAUAAGGAAAAGAAUAUACAAUUCCUAAUUUUGAUAGUAAAUGUUAUAUUAUUAUUGACUAUUUCUAAAUUUAAAAUGAUGAAAUAUUAAAAUUAAUAUUCGAAAGUAGUUAAUCAUUGUAAGAAUUAUCAAAAUUUUAAUCCUAUAUUUUAAAUGAACAUGGAUUAUUAUCCAGUUAUGAAUAAUAAUAUUUUAAUAAACUAUCUGUUGUUUAAGCAACUAAUUCUACUUUUAAAAAUUAUACUUUUAGUUAAUCAUAAAUUUCUUAAUUAAUUAAUUCUGUUAGUGCAAUCUAAUAAGGAUAAUAAUAAUUGAUAGAAUUAUUUAAAUAAUUAAUUUCUAAUAAUGAUUAAUAAAAAAUUAAAGAAGCUGAAGAAAUGCUCUAAGAUUUAAUCUCUAAAAUUAUUUAAUUAAAAAGUGAUAUAGAACAUCUUGAAAUUAUUUAUUAAUCUCUUAAAAAUCAAAUCGAUAAAAACUUCACUCAUUAUUAAUUUCCUGAGACAGAUAAAAUUUUAGUCUAGUAUCUAUAGAAAUUCUUAAAUUGUUAAUUUUAAAGUUAAUAAAUUUAAAUAAUUGAUUUUGAUUCCAUAUUCUAAAUUAAUCAAGUAUCUUAAUUAUUAGAUCAUUUUUCAUAAGAUGAUAUAAAUCAUGAACUAAGAUAACAAAUAAUUUAAAAGACAAUUGAUCAAUCUUAAAUUGAAAAAUUGAUUGUUUCAUUAAAAAUGAAAAAAGAAAAAGCAAUAAACAAAAAUAAUGAUGAAAAUAAGUGGUUCUCUGGAUUUUAUAAAUCUUUGGAAUUAACCGAAAAAACAAAAUGUUUUAUUAAUUGGAAUUUAUAAAUCUAAGUUAUCUUGUCAAUCAGAUUGAAAAUGAUUAAUUCAUUUAAAGAGGAUGAUAAAUUAUAGAGUUUAAAAUAAGAUAUCAUUUAAUAAUCCAUGUUAAUAACCUCAUAUGAUCCUUUGUAAUCAUCAUUAUAAUUUAUGUAUAAUUAAUACUUAAAAUGCUAAAGUAGUAAAUUUCUUUAAAAAAUUCCUUUUGAUUAAUCACAUUAAUUUGCAAAAAUUUUAAAAGCUAUAACUAUUGAAAAAUUUAUAUCAAUUAAUUAGAUUUUAGGAAUUUUAACAAAAUAUUUAUUUAAAGAAACUCAACUAAGAAAUGAUAUAAGUAUUGACUAAGAAAUUUGUAGAAUAGUACAAGAAGAAUUAAAUGAUAACAUAAAUUACUUAAAUUAAGUUUGUAAUGGAAUUAAAAUGAUAACUGAUUUCUUAAGAAGUUAAAUGGAAAAUAAUUUAGAAUAAAAAGAUGAUCUUAUUAUUUUAAAAGAUUAAUCCAUAUUUCAUGAAAUAUAUCCAAAUUUUAACACUGACUCAUUAACUCAAUCAUAAAUUAUAUUAAGUUUGUAAAAACUAUCCAUCUAUUAAGAUGAAUUUUUAAAAUCAUUUGAAACUAUGAGAGAGUACAUAAAAAAUGAAGAUAAUGAAUUUUAUUAAUAUUUAGAAAAUAAGAAAAUUUCUAUUUCAAACAUAAUUGAAUUAAUUGAUAUAGUGAAAUUAAUGUAAAUAACAAAUGAAAAAGAUAAAUAAAUAGCAUUAUUUAUUUGUGACGAUAUUCAAAAAUAACUAAACGAAUGUUGUAAAUUAGUUAGAGGGACAUCUGUAAAAAUUGAAUAGAAAUAAUUUGAUUGGAAUGAUGAAAUAAAAUUUUAUGAGUCUUUAAUUGAUGAAAUAAAAUAAAUUAAAACUAGAUAAUAAGAGUAAAUACAAUAAUUUUAAAAUAUUUUGAUUAAUUCUGAAAAGGUAUAAUCUUAGAUUUUAAACUACACUACUUUAUUAAAAUUAGCUACAAAAAAACCUUAAUUUUUGUAUUAGUCUUAAGAAUCUUAUAAACUAUUGUAAGAUACAAUGAAUGAUUAUUGUAGCUAAUCUAUAGACAUUAAUAUAGACUAUUAAUACAUUUAAUAAAUGAUAUCAAUUAAAGAAUUUUAUUAAUAUCCUUUUGAUUUAGAACCAUAAAUAUAUUUUAUAUUAAACUAGAUAGAAAGUAAGGAUGAUUAGAAGAAAAAAAAUGAUUACUAUGAUUUGAUUUAGCAAGGAAUUAAUGAUUUAUUAUCAAAUAAUUAAUGGAGAAUUAGACAAUUUAUAGUUUAUGAAUUGAUUUAGAUGAGAAGAAGUUGUCUGUAAUAAAAUGCUUUGACACUCAAUUCUGGAUUAUAUAUAAGAUUUUAAGUUUAUGAAACUGAUAAGAGAAUUAAAUAAUUGUUUGAUGAUAAAUCGAUAUAAUUAUCUAAUUAAUUGAUGAGUAAAUAUUGGCCAAGUUAAGAAAUAAUUAUUUAGAAUAAAUUAAAAGACAAAUUAAAAGACUUAAAUGAAAUAGCUUAAUAAAUAUCAAUUGAAACAUCAGAAAAUUAUAAAUAGUAAUUAAGAAAGGAAUAUUCUAAGUUAGAAAAAGAAAUUUAAUAGAUGUUUGAAAAUGUUACUUAAAUUUCUAAUACACUUGGAAUAACAAUAAUAUUUCUUUAGGAUUUAAAGUAGGACUUAUUAAGAAUAGAAAAUUCAAUUAUACAAAUGUAAGAGACAUUAGAUAUCAUGAGCAAAGAUAUUAAAUAUUUAAAAGGUAGAACAAUAAUUGAAUUAUUAGAAUUAAGAAUGAAAAAAAUUUUAUAAUAAAGAUUGAUUUUCAAUUCAGAUAAUAUUUAUAUUCCAAUAAAAACAAAAGAAAAAUUAAAUGAUUCUAAAUUUUCUAAUGAAAAAACAAAUUUAUUUACAGAUGAUAUUUUUGGUGAUGGUGAGAUUAAUGAGUUUAUUUGGAAAUCAUCAAAAGAUAGUUUUUUAAUUCAUGGUUAAGCAGGAUCAGGAAAGAGUACUGCAGCAAGAAAAAUAGAAGAAUUUCUUUGGAUGUUUUAUUAAAAGAACAAAAAAAGUGAUUAUAUACCAUUAAUUCCAAUAUUUGUAUCUUUACCAUAAUUAAGAGAUCCUGUAUAUAAUUGUAUUGAAGAAACUUUAAAAUCUGAUAAUUAUAGAUUUAAUGAUAGAUAGAUUUAAGAUUUUUAAGAAGCUGUUGAAAAACGUAAAUUUAAAUUAGUUAUAAUAAUGGACAGUUAUGAUGAAUUGAAGACAGAUUAUGUUGGUUUAAAUUUGAAUAUUUCAAAUAAAUUAUCAAAAUGGAAAUGUUAAACAGAUAAAAAUAAAUUUCCUAAAAUUAUAACAACUUGUAGAACAGAAUUAUUUAAUAUUGCAGGUUAUAAUACAUGGUUUUUAUCUGAAUCUAAUAAUCCUUAAUUUUACAAAGAAGUUAAAUUAUUGAAAUUUAAUACCGAAUAAUAAAAAUUGUAUAUAGAUCAAUAUACAUUGCUUUGUAUUAAGAGAGAUAUUAGGGAAUUUUAUUUUAAUAAUAAUAAUACUUAAGAUUAUUCUGAAUAUGAAACAUAUUUUAUGGAUUUAUUGAAAUCAUUGAAUUUAGGAAGAAUAAAAUCUGAAAAUAUGUAUAUGCUUAAUUCUAAAGUAAUUCAGUAAAUUCUAUUUAAAUGUUCAAAUUUUGUUUCAAAAGAUAUGUAAAAAAUCUUAUAGUAAUUACUUUAGGAAAUAUGGUCAAGUGCAUAAUAUUAAAAAAUCAUCUAAAUUAUGAAAUUAGAUAAAGUUAUAGAGACACCAUUUAUGGCAGAAAUAGUGAUGGCUGUAUUGCCUUAUAUUGUGAGAUAGAGAUCAGAAAUUACAAAUGUAAAGAAUAGAUUUAUAAAAAAAUAUAUAUAUUUUGCAAGAAAUGAACAAUAAUUGUUAAAAGUAAAUUAAUUAGAGAAAUAAGCAUUAGAUGAAUGGUAAACUAUAUUAAAUAAUUAAAUUUUUAUGAGUGAAUAUUUGCAAGAAUAUUCUGAAAUUCAAGUUGAGAAGUUGAUUACAAAGUAUUUUUCGAAUAAUUAGAAAUUUUAAAUAAUUAAAAAUUCAUUAAUUUUAGAACCAUUAUCAACAUAUGAUUUUUAUAGUUAAUUUCUUGAACAUUAUUUUAAGAGAUAGAUUUAUAAAUUAAGGGAAGCAGGAGAAUCAAUAGAUUAUGAAUAGAUUGGAAAUGAAUUAUGGAGAUUUACUCAUCAUUUAGCAAAUUAAAUGACAUUUAGAAAUAUGACAUAAGUUUAUUUUUAACCAAGUGGUUUAAUUUUUAAGAAAUUAGAACCUGAUUGGAAAGAUGAAUUUUUUAAUGAUUAAUGUGAAGAAGGUGUUUAUAAAAGAUUAUUUAGAAAGUGUAUGCCAAUAAAAUAAAAAAAUAGUAUUUAUUCAUUUAAUCAUAAAUCAAUAUAAGAAUUUUUAGUAGCUAAAUGGUUUAUUGAAUAUUUAUCUAAUAUUAAGUUUCCUAUUGAUGAAAUGAUUAGAAAGUAAUUACAAUUAUAUGAAUUUUUUAAUAUGAGUUGGGAUUAUGAAUAUUUAAAAGGUUCAAUUAAUUUUAUUUCAGAUAAAUUAAGAUAUAAUGAAGAAUAAAAAUAACAACUUUUAUGUUUAAUUUAUUUAACUAGAUCAGAUGAUAAUUUUAUUACAGCAGGUUCAAAUAGUAUGUUAUUAUUAAAUGAAAUGGAUCAUUAAUUUAUUGAUAUGGACUUUAGUAAUAUUAAAUUGUCUUAAAUUACAUUAAGUGGAGCAAACUUCUUUAAUUGUGAUUUUUCUAAUUCAAUUUUUACUGGAGUCAAAUUAUCAUCUGUUAAUCUCAAUUUAUCAAGAAUAGUAAAUGUAUAAUGGACUGAUAUAUCUUUAAAUUAAUUACCAUAAAUAAAAACAAAUUUAGAAAAUGUUCGAAGUUUAACUUAUAUUGAUAAAGAGAAAUUGUUAAUUGCAAUUGAUGAUUAAAAACCAGAGAUGAGAUAAUAUGAUAUUUUUAAAAUAUAGGAGAUUAAUAAAAUUAAUAUAAAAAUGAUUCCUAAAAAAGUAAUUUUAUCAAAUAGUUAAAGAAUUUUAGCUUUAUAUAAUGAAAGUGAAAUUUUAUUGUAUGAUCUUUAUGAUAUGAAAAUGAUUUAAUUGAUUAAUUAUGGAUAAAGUUUUGAUAAAGAGAGGACUUGUUGUGUUUUUGGAUAUGAUGAUAAAUCAUUAUUCUUUGGUGGAUAUGAUGGGGUUCAUGAAUUAAAAAUUACAAUUGAAUUAGUAGAAAGAAAAGCAGCAAAAAAAAUUACAGAUAAAGAAAAGAAAAAAGGAAAAUUAUAAAAUUUAAAAGUAGAUUCUGAAGAUAAAAUUGAAAUCAUUUAAUAAUAAAAAGAUUUAAUUGUUUCUAGUAAUUAAUUUACAUAAAUAAUAAAUGAAUAAGUUUUAGAUCUUAAAUGUUGUAAGGUUUUAAUAAUGUAAAAAUAAUAUAAAACAAUAUGUUUAUAUAAUUAACAAGCUUAAUGGAUGAAAUAAGUUGAAACUAAAUUUGAAAGGGUUAAUUGUAUAGAUAGUAAUUUAGAAUUGAAUCUCUUAGCAAUAGGAAGUCGUAAGGGUGAAAUAAAUCUUUAUGAUUUAUCAAAAAUAGGUUAACCUGUUAGUUUAAGUGGACAUUAGAAAGCAAUAUCAUAAUUAAGAUUUUCAAUAGAUGGUAAGAUUUUAGUAUCAUCUUCAUUUGAUCAAUCAAUAAUAUUAUGGAGUACAUAAUAAUUAUCAUAAAUUAAUUAAGCUAAUUUCACAGCAUUUAUUAAAAUCUAUUCAUUAACUUUAAUAGCAAAUACAUAUUUAGCUGUAACUGGAUAAAAUUAAGGUUUAAUCUAAAUUUGGGAUCUAAAUAGUUAAGAUACAUCUAUUAUUAAUCCAUCAGGUCAUACAAAUAUAAUAUAAUGUUGCAUUUUUUCAUUUGAUGGUACUUGGUUAAUAUCGGGAUCAAAUGAUUUAUUAAUCAAAAUUUGGAAUACAUCAACUGGAUAAUAGAUAGGUUAAAACCUUGAAAAACAUCAAUUACCUAUAAAAAGUUUAGCUAUUUCAUAAGAUUCAAAUAUUUUAUGUUCUGGAGGUGAAGAUGGAUUCUUGUAUAUUUGGGAUUUACAAACAUUUUAAAUUAAAUAAGAAAUAAAUCAUUAUUUUUCUCAGAUUAUAAAUGUUUCUAUUUUUUAUUCAGAAGACUAAUACAAAAUAAUAACAUUAACUGAAGAAAAAUUACUUCAUCUUUAAAAUCUAAAUAAUUUAUAAGAAUUUAUAUUAAUAUAUGAUUAUAAGGAUGAAAAUAAAAGAAUUAUUCCUAAUAUCGAAACAAGGAGAUUAUUAGAUUUAUGUCGAGAUCAAUAAGAAGUGAAAUCAUUAGAAUCUUAUAAUAUAAGCAAUUAUAUAAAAAUAUAAAAUCAGUAUAUUACAGCUUUAGCUAUUAGUAAUAAUGGAUUAAAGAAAUUAAUUGGUACAAGUGAAGGAUAUUUAUUAGUCAUGGAACACAAGGAAAUGAUAUUUAAGAGUUAAGCUCAUAAAAAAAGUAAGAUUGAUAUCAUAUAUGUAUUAAAUGAUAAAUUAUUUAUUACUUCAGGAUAGAAUUUAAUUAUCUUUUGGAAUAUCGAUGAUUUUACUUAGUAUUCUAAUUAUUAAAGCAAAUUCACUAAAAUUAAUGACUGUUUUGUUCAGAAUGAUAACUUUUAUAUCUCUAUUGAUUUUACAAUUAGAAUAUGGAAUAUAAGUUAGAAAUCCACCAUAAAAGUAAUAAAGGAAAAAAAGAAAGAUCAUAUAUAUUCUAUUUGUAUGAAAAAUAAUAAUAUUAUAUAUGCAGGUACUUAGAAUGGAAAUUUACUCAUUAUAGAUCUCUAAAAAUCAGAUCAAUAUUAAGUAAUAUCUGAAAUUCAUCAUGGUAAAAUCACAAAAAUUGCUUGGAUAACUAAUUUAAAUUAAUUUAUUACAGCAGGAUUAGAUGGAUUAUUAAAAUUAUGGAAGGAUGAUAAACCUAUUAAAAUUAUAGAUACUGGUUUUACUAUAAAUUCAUUUUAUCUAUCAAAUGAUCAAAAUUAUUUUAUUUUACAUACUUUUGAAGGUUUAAGUAUAUGGACAUCUGAAGAUCUUAUUUUAUCUGAAAAAAUUGUCAAUUUAAAUGAUAAUUAAUCUAUUUUAGUUUUAUUUAACUAAAGGAGAAUUAUUUGGUCUAAAGAUGAUCAAUUAUAUUACAUUCCAAUACUACAAAAAAAGAUUAAAUAUUCAUUUGCUUAAUAAUCAAAUAAUCAUUUUCCUAAUACAUUUCUUAUAAAUGAAAAUGACAUCAUAUAUUCAGGAGACAAUAAUGGCAAACUUGGAUUUUGGAAUUAUAAAGGGGAAAAAAUUAAGGAUUUUCUAAAUUAACAUGAAUCCAAUAUUAUUUGUUUAAGUUAAUCUAAUGAUAAAUCAAAAUUAGUUGUUGCUUUUAAAGAAUUAAUUUAAGUUAUUUCUAUUGAAACUUUAUAAGUAAUCUACGAGUAAGAUUUUAAAGAAUAUUCUAUAAAUAGUAUUAAUUAUUUAAAUGAAAAAACAUUGUUGAUAACAACUAAGUCAAAAGAUAAAUAAGUAAUAUUUUUUGAUGAAUAAGAUAAAUCUAUUCUUAUCUAGAAUGAACAUGAUGAAGAAUUGAGAGGUGCUGCAGUUAAUUAAAAAACAAAUAGCUAUCUUACAUACAGUGAUGAUAAAUCAAUUAGAUAUUAUCAGAAAUAAAAUUCAACUUAUUGUAUGAAAUUUUCAAUGUCACAAUUAUUAAAAUUUGAAUCAUAGGAUACAGUUGUUGAAAAUAGCACCAUAAUAUCCAAAAGUGGAAUAGAUUUAUUAUCGCUUUUUAAAAAUUAAAGAAUUGCUAUUCAAUGA
Molecule: messenger RNA, 8682 nt
Organism: Paramecium sonneborni
Lineage: Eukaryota; Ciliophora; Oligohymenophorea; Peniculida; Parameciidae
Source: the annotation of a GenBank genome assembly